Mesocricetus auratus (golden hamster) is the source of this 895-nucleotide messenger RNA. RefSeq names its product casein kappa (gene Csn3). The transcript has 6 exons. The record is from RefSeq and is a predicted model, not a curated record. NCBI's taxonomy places the organism in Eukaryota, Metazoa, Chordata, Mammalia, Rodentia, Cricetidae. Gene Ontology annotation, biological process: protein stabilization; lactation. Gene Ontology annotation, cellular component: extracellular region. Bases 122 to 694 code for a protein of 190 amino acids.
UAUGACUGCUGGUACUAAUACCCCAUAAUUAGUCUCAGUUAUUUAUCUCGGGUCUUCUCUGCAGCAAAGGGGCCAAGAAAGACCUACUGCCAAGCAAGAGUUGACUCCGGGUGAAGGUGCAAUGAUGAGGAAUUUUAUCAUAGUUGUGAAUAUUCUGGCAUUAACUCUGCCCUUUUUGGCUGCUGAGGUGCAAAGCCCAGAUCCCACAAAUGCAGAGGAGCAAGGUCAAGAACAACUGGCUUGCCACAAAAAGCUUGAAAUACUGUAUGAUCAGAAGAAAGUCCUGCAUACACCAGUUCAUUAUGUGCUGAACAGCAAUCCUCAUUAUGAGCCUAAUUACUGCCAAUAUACGCCAUCUGUAGCUGUCACCCCAUAUGCACAUUACCUAUGUAUUAUAAAGCUACUUCUGCUUAGAUCACUACCCAAAAUCUCCCAAUGGGAACCAAGGCCAAAUUUCCCCCAGCCCGCUGAGGUACCUCAGCCCAUUCCAAGCCCAACCUUUCUUGCCAUUCCUACAAAUGAAAAUGAAGACAGUGUGGCCAACCCAACCAUCAAUACCAUUGCUCCUGUUGAAUCUACAAUAAUUCCUGUCACUGAACAAGUGAUAACUACAGUGGCCAAUCCAGAAGCACCCACUGUGUCCGUCAAUAACCCUGAGACUGCCACAGUCCCAAUAUCUUCACCUGCAGUGUAAAACCACCAAGGGACCAUCAAAGAAGACAAUAAACGUCCUACAGAAACAAACUUGGAACUCUCCUUCAGACAUUUGUCUGCCAUCAUUCAAGAGAAAAUGCAAUUUUCACAGAUUCAGAUCUUUUUUUUCUUUCCUUACAUUUUACAUUGAGGCUACAGUUUAUUUUUUUGAUUCAUGCAGAAUAAAGUCAACGAAAUGCAA